Messenger RNA from Protopterus annectens (West African lungfish), 3473 nucleotides. It is a transcript of the gene SWAP70, whose product is annotated as switching B cell complex subunit SWAP70. The record is from RefSeq and is a predicted model, not a curated record. The transcript is spliced from 12 exons. NCBI's taxonomy places the organism in Eukaryota, Metazoa, Chordata, Ceratodontiformes, Protopteridae. The coding region runs from base 148 to 1905 and encodes 585 amino acids. Gene Ontology annotation, cellular component: cytoplasm; nucleus.
UGUUGACAAUCAGCUCUGCUGGCAACUUUCUUUUUCCUUUUGCGGAAGAAGAGUCACGUGAUAUCGAAGGUCGGCUCGAGAAGUUGAAGCUCGAGGAGUUUUUUUGUUAAAUUUCGGGUGCGCAGUUCGCGUGGAGUUAAGGGCAAAAUGGGGCUGCGGGAAGAACUUCUAAAGGCAAUCUGGCAUGCGUUUACAGCCUUGGAUGUGGACAAAUGUGGAAAAGUGUCCAAGUCUCAGCUCAAAGUGUUGUCUCAUAACUUGUGUACUGUAUUAAAAAUCCCUCAUGACCCAGUGGCCCUUGAGGAGCAUUUCCGAGAUGAUGACGAAGGACCUGUUUCCAAUCAGGGAUAUAUGCCCUACUUGAACAAGUUCAUUUUAGAUAAGGUGCAAGACAAAUUUGAUAAGAUUGAGUUUAACAGGAUGUGUUGGACGCUUGCUGCUCGAAAAAAUCUCAUUAAAAAUGCUUUGUCAGUUGAUAACGAAGAUGCCUUUAAAAUAUGGUGCAUUUUCAACUUUCUUACUGAAGAUAAAUACCCCCUGACUAUAGUUGCUGAGGAGGUUGAGUAUCUGCUGAAAAAAUUGUCAGACGUUAUGGGAAGAGGGUGGCAACAGGAACAGUUUGAGCAAUAUAAAGCAUCCAUUUGUAACAAAAAUGGCCUUUCUGCAUGGGAAUUAAUUGGACUGAUAAAUAGCAGACAGUUCUGUAAAGGCAUGGACCAGCAGACAGUCUCAGUGGCAAUUAAUGAAGUCUAUCAAGAACUCAUUCUAGAUGUGCUGAAGCAGGGUUACAUGUGGAAAAAAGGACACAAAAGAAAAAACUGGACAGAACGUUGGUUUGUACUAAAACCUAAUGUUGUUUCAUACUACGUAAGUGAAGAUUUAAAUGAGAAGAAAGGAGACAUCAUUUUGGAUGAUAGCUGCUGCGUAGAGUCACUGCCAGAGAAAGAUGGAAAGAAAUGUCUUUUUCUCGUAAAAUCAUUUGACAGAACAUACGAGAUCAGUGCGUCUGACAAAAAGAAAAAGCAAGAAUGGAUCCAAGCUAUUCAGGUAGCAAUAAAUCAGCUGAAAAUGAGAAGCCCGUCACCUCAUGUGGAAGCACGUGAAAAACGGUAUGAAAUGCGGCAAAAACUUCUAGCAGAACAAGAGGAAAUAGAGAGGCAAAUGAAAGAACUGCAGAUGGCGAACGAGAGCAAACAACAAGAAUUAGAAACAGUGCGAAAGCAACUGAGCGAAGCUGCAACCCGUGCUUCAGAGGAGGAAAAAAGGCGACUUCAGACGCAGAUUGAGCUACAGAAUAAAUUCAGCACAGAACUGGAGAGAGAAAAACUAGUACGACAGCAGAUGGAAGAACAAGUUGCCCAGAAAUCUUUCGAACUGGAGCAGUAUCUUCAAAGAGUACAUGAACUGGAGGAAAUGUACGAACAGCUACAGGGAGCACUAGAAGAUGAAAAACAAGCUCGACAAGAUGAGGAAACCGUAAGGAAGCUUCAGGCCAGGCUGCUGGAGGAAGAGUCUAAGAAACGGGCUGAGCUUGAAAACCUUCAUUUACAACAGCAGAAGACCAUCCAGGUGACAGAAAAAGAGAAGCAGGAGUUGGAGUACCAGAGGAUCCUUAAAGAACGAGCACUCCAGGUUGCCAUGCAUCAACUAGAUCAACUAGAAUCAGAACGGAAAGAGGCCCUUGAGCAAUACUGGAAAGUUCAAAAGAAGUUGGAUGACGCAGCUAACAAGACAAAGAGUUGGCGGGACAAAGUUGCUCAUCAGGAGGGCCUGCUACGAUUAAUACAGCCAGGAGGAAAAACUCCACACUUGAUUACGAACUGGGGACCUGCAACAUUUACUGAAGCAGAACUUGAACUGAGGGAGAAGACCUGGCAGGAACAAAAAAAUUCACCUGCUCAGUAGGCAGGCUGUGUCUUAAGGACUGAAUAGUGGAAUUGAAUUCCUACAAAACAGUGAUAUACUAUGUGUAUGGAAUGAUGCUUGCAUAGUUUAGUAUAUUUAAAAUGUCAAGUUGGGCAAAAAUUUUUUUUUUUACAUUUUUUACUAUGGUUUACUAUGGUAAGGUUGAAGUGAAGUUCGGAGGCUGAACGGCGACACUGUCGAACCCGACAUUGUCAAAGUAUGAAUUUCGCCCCUAUCUCCACCUAUGUUAAAGCUCAUUUUGAGGUCAAAGACGAGUCGAAUUUUGACAAUGCCAGAAUUCGACAUUGUCAUUUUUGCUUACGUGGGUCGACGAUCCCAUCAUUCGAUGGGGUCCGGUUCGACCAUACCAUAGCAAACCUUUACUACUGCGUUAGAGAUGUGGAUUUUGUGCUUUUUGUAACACCUACUGUUUCUCAUUCCUGCAAUAUAAAGCAAUUGCUGUUAGAUGUGGAACUACUUCCUUUAAACCAUUAAGAGAUCAGAAUGCUUGUCCCCUUUAAGGUGAUAGGUGCCAGAUCCUAUUUUUUUUUAAAUGCACUAAUAUGAGUGAUCUUUCAUCAGAGAUUAAAGCAACAAUGCAGAGGGUACAUGUUAACUUACAGUCUGCAAAAGUUAGCCAAAAUGCCAUUGCUGUUAGUGUAGUUAGCAUUGUAUUUAGACCAGAAGUCCAUAUCUCUACUGUUUUUUAUGUGCACAGGUGAUGUCUCCCUUGUGUAAUAUAAAUGUCCUUAAAAAAUAAGCAGCCAUAAGCCUGCAGUUCUUGAUUGAGCUAACUACAAAGCAAAACACCCCUCAAACUUCCUACGUAGGUCUUCUACUGUACAAGAUACUUUUUUUGGUUUGGAAGUCUAGUAAUAGUACUGUAACAUGCCUUACAUUAGCAUGGAUGACUUGUAGUAAGGGGAUUUAUUUGGUAACUAUUUUUAUGCCAUUCUUUGCACGGCAUAGAAGCUAUAACUCCCCGUGCUCUUACUGAAGAGUAUAUUGUAUUAUGUAAUUGUGGUACAGUAAAAUAACUGAAACCAUACUAAGCAUGUGUAAUCAGUAUAAAACCACAUUUUUAAAUUCUGUGUGUCCAAUAUAAAAAGAGAGUUUCAUCAAAUCUGGUAUGUAAAGAACCUGAAAAGAGACACAGGAACUGUAUGUGUACAGUAUUUUUUUUACUACAUAAAUAGACUUGUUUUAGAAAUAAUCUUGAAAUGCCAUGGUCUAAAUAUCUAUUAUCUACUAUAAUAAGUAACUACAAAGCAGAUGUAUUUCUAAAUGAUAUAUGUAUAAUUACACAAAAUUAAUCAGUAUUUUAACAUUUCAUCAAGUGAGUUAUAUGAAUUUUAUUUGAAUACUUAGGUAACAACUAUACUGUUUUAGCUGCCAAGACUUGAAGAAUGUUUUACAAGUUUGCAGUAAAGCAAAUAAAAAUGUCAUGCCUCCAUAGUUGUGUGAUAUAUAUAUAUAUGUUAUGGUUGCUUUGUUAAAAUGUUGUCAUUCAAUGAAUAUUAGCAUAAGGUAUUGCUAGAAUAGUUCAUAAUAAAUGUCAUUGGCUAUUA